This is a messenger RNA of Malurus melanocephalus (red-backed fairy wren), 11509 nucleotides long. It is a transcript of the gene TET3, whose product is annotated as tet methylcytosine dioxygenase 3. Lineage: Eukaryota; Metazoa; Chordata; Aves; Passeriformes; Maluridae. The transcript has 11 exons. The coding region runs from base 326 to 5404 and encodes 1692 amino acids. Gene Ontology annotation, molecular function: DNA 5-methylcytosine dioxygenase activity. The record is from RefSeq and is a predicted model, not a curated record. Gene Ontology annotation, biological process: positive regulation of transcription by RNA polymerase II; oxidative demethylation. Gene Ontology annotation, cellular component: nucleus.
AGAGCAGGAGCGGCAGCAACAACGUGCGGCAGCUCCGCCGCGAGUCCCCUCGGGGUGCCGGGGACAUCCAGAGCCGCCUGCCAACCCCUCUUUGCCGACCCCACCAUCCCCCGCCGCCGGGCGUGCGCUCAGCACCGGGGCGAGCCCCCCUAGCCCCCGUUCCCAAGGGGGGCCGUACCCCUUUUUUUCCGAACUCGCCGGUGUCCCCAGGGCGGGGGACACGGUGACUGCGGGAUGUCCCUGUCGAUGGACACCCAGCAGCCCGGGCCAGCCGCCGCUUCCCCCCCGGCGGGUGGGAGCCCAGAAAUCUAAGGCUGAUCCCGGGAUGGAGAUGGAUAGGCACGAGACAGGUUCGGCGGGUGACGUGGUUGAUGGACCCAGCAGAAGCCAAAUGGAAGAAGGGCCAAUUAAUUAUGUGGAAGAAAGGCGGCUGAACGAAGGCAGCGGGCUCAGCCUGGUGAAUGGGGGCCGGCCAGAGGCGCGGGGCACCGUGCUGAUGGAGCCAAGCGGGUGGUCGCCAGGCCAGCCACCCGCCACUGGCAAAGCCCACUUGGAAGACGUCAGGAACCUGGUGGCCUUUUCAGCAGUGGCUGAAGCCGUUUCCUCCUACCGGCUCCCUCCACCAGGGUCACCAUCGCUGCUGUAUGAGAAGUUUGACUCGGAGAUGAGCCGGGGCGGGCUGGAUGCAGCAGACGGGGUGCCACGGGGAGAGGAUCUGCAUGCCCUCCAGGCUGCRCUGGCUUUAGCCAAGCACGGUGUGAAGCCCCCCAACUGCAACUGCGAUGGCCCUGAGUGCCCUGACUACCUGGAAUGGCUGGAGCAGAAGAUCAAGACGGCUCUUGGCGAAGAGCUGGCAUCACCGCGGCCCCGUGCCACCGCCAUCCCCCCUCCUCCUCCCCCACAAGGUGCUAUCGACCUCCAGCCGGUGCCUGAGGCCGCCGAAUCGUGCCCACCUGACGGCCUCCCCUUUUCCCAAAGCGCAUUGACCAUCGCCAAGGAGAAGAACAUCAGCCUGCAGACUGCCAUAGCCAUUGAAGCCCUCACGCAGCUCUCGGCCGCUCUGCCCCAGCCCGUGGGUGAUGGACAGCCCCCGCCGCCACCCCCCGCUGCUCCCUUCGGCCCUGGCCCCCUCGCUCCACCGGGGACUGCGUGGCAACGAGGGGAUGAGCCCUGUUACCCACCAGAGCCAGGAGCAGCACCUGAGCCAUUUUUUGGUGCGGCACCUCCGCGGGGGAACUUUGCAGCCACUUGGGGACUGGAAGCUGAGGGGGAAGCAGGGACUGGAGACCCCAUGGCAGARCUGGAGCAGCUGCUGGGUAAUGCUGAUGACUACAUCAAGGCAGCUUUCAAGAAACCUGAAGUGACAGCCAGCAAAGUGACAGCCCCCAAAACAGAACCCCCCGAGCGAGCACCCAGCAAGGAAGCAUCAAGUGGCCCCCGUUUGCCGCCGGCACCACCGGAGCCUGACCUGCACAAGAAGACGCAGCUGGUCUUGCAGCAGCAUCUCCACCACAAGCGCAGCCUCUUCCUCGAGCAAAGCCUGGCAGUGGCAGCAACACCCCCAGACCAGCCAAGCGGCUGGUGGGCUCCCAGUGCCCUGGCCGUGCCCCCCAAGCCCUUCGAAAAGCAACCCAAAGAGAAGAAGAAGAAAACGCCGCCUGAAAAGCCCCCGCCAGUAAAACCUGUCCGGAAGCAAGUGCAGAUCAAGAAGGCGAAGCAGAAGGACUCRCAGGCGCUCUUCCCACCCCUCUGGCAGAUCAGCCUGGAGGGGUUUCGGGCACCUGCCGAAUCCCCUGCCAAACCCCCCACCGAAGAGAUGCAAACAGAACCGCCGCCGCCACCGGCCUUCCCGCACCAGCGUCUUGCACUACCCCUGCCCGCCGCAUGCCCUGCACCACCAAACCCCCUCGAUGGCAUACCCCCGGCUCCCAACACUCAGGAAAGGGGUGCCCCCGGGGGGGGCCCCCAAAUUCUCUCGGCGCCGGCGGGCUCGACUGGCUCGGAGGAAGCACCGUCUGCCCCCCCACCGGCCACCUCAGCUCCCAUCAUGGUGGAUGACAAAUUGGAAGAGCUUAUCCGACAAUUUGAAGCUGAAUUUGGGGAGAAUUUCAGCCUGCCCCACCCCGAGAUGCCUGCCCCACUCAUUUCUGGGGCUGCUGAGCUGUUGGGGGAGCCAGCACCAGCCCUGCAAGGUUCCCCCASCACCACUGCUGCUGCUGCCCCGACUCAGAGCAGUGCUCCCCAAGCCAGACCCAAAAGCAUCUCUCCAGGGAAAGGUCUGCUGUCGGAGCCACCGUUCACUGCCCGGUCCCCCAAACAGAUAAAAAUUGAGUCUUCUGGUGCUAUCACUGUGGUGUCUACCACAUGUUUUUACUCUGAGGAAAGCCAAAACCCAGAUGUGGAUGAUGUCGACAGAACACCCACCAAGGAUGAGGUUCCACUGACUCCAACUCUGAGYGGUUUUUUGGAGUCUCCACUGAAAUACCUGGACACGCCCACCAAAAGCCUCUUGGACACCCCGGCCAAGAGGGCACAAGCGGAAUUCCCCACCUGUGACUGUGUUGAGCAAAUCGUGGAGAAGGACGAGGGGCCAUAUUACACCCACUUGGGCUCAGGGCCCACCGUGGCCUCUAUCCGGGAGCUCAUGGAGGAGCGGUACGGCGAGAAGGGCAAGGCCAUCCGCAUCGAGAAGGUCAUCUACACGGGGAAGGAGGGGAAGAGCUCCCGGGGCUGCCCCAUUGCCAAGUGGGUGAUCCGCAGACACAACCAAGAGGAGAAGCUGCUGUGCCUGGUACGGCACCGGGCCGGCCACCACUGCCAGAACGCUGUCAUCAUCAUCCUCAUCCUGGCCUGGGAGGGCAUCCCCCGCACAUUGGGUGACACGCUGUACCAGGAGCUCACUGACACCCUCACCAAGUACGGCAACCCCACCAGCCGCCGCUGCGGCCUCAAUGACGAUCGGACCUGCGCGUGCCAAGGCAAGGACCCCAACACCUGCGGUGCUUCCUUCUCCUUUGGCUGCUCCUGGAGCAUGUACUUUAAUGGCUGCAAAUACGCCCGCAGCAAAACUCCCCGCAAGUUCAGGCUGGUGGGAGACAAUCCCAAAGAGGAAGAGCUGCUCCGGAGAAGCUUUCAGGACUUGGCCACCGAGGUUGCUCCACUUUACAAGAGACUGGCACCGCAAGCCUACCAAAACCAGGUCACCAAUGAGGAUGUGGCUAUCGACUGCCGGCUMGGCUUGAAGGAGGGGAGGCCAUUUUCGGGAGUGACAGCGUGCAUGGACUUCUGUGCUCACGCUCACAAGGACCAGCAUAACCUCUACAAUGGGUGCACCGUGGUCUGCACGCUGACCAAGGAAGACAAUCGUGUGGUGGGGAAAAUUCCUGAAGAUGAGCAGCUACAUGUCCUCCCCCUCUACAAGAUGUCCAGCACGGAUGAGUUUGGCAGUGAGGAGAACCAAAAUGCCAAGGUGGGCAGCGGGGCCAUCCAGGUGCUCACGUCCUUCCCCCGCGAGGUUCGCAAGCUGCCCGAACCUGCCAAGUCCUGCCGGCAGCGGCAGCUGGAAGCCAGGAGAGCUGCUGCRGAGAAGAAAAAGCUGCAGAAAGAGAAGCUGAUGACGCCAGAGAAGAUCAAGCAGGAAGCACUYGAGCUCCCCACGCUCCAGCCAAAUGCAGGUAUGGCGUUGAAAGGUGGGAUACCCCCGCAGCCACUGAAACCUUCCAUCAAGGUGGAACCUCAGAGCCAUUACAACACCUUCAAGUACAACGGCAAUGCGGUGGUGGAGAGCUACUCGGUGCUGGGCAGCUGCCGGCCCUCCGACCCAUACAGCAUGAAUAGUGUUUACUCUUACCAUUCCUACUAUGCACAGCCCAAUCUGCCUUCUGUGAACGGGUUUCACUCCAAGUUCGCACUUCCCUCCUUUGGGUAUUACGGCUUUUCUAGCAACCACAUGUUCCCCUCGCAGUUUCUCAAUUAUGGGGCAUCUGAGAGGAGUGGGAGCAGCUGGGUGAACAACAGCUAUGAGAAGAAGCCCGAUGUUUCGGUGCUGCAGGAGAACCUCAACCACACCUAUGGGAACACCAAUUUCCCUGAGCCCAUCCCGCACAGCRUGCGGAGCAAAAACCAUCACCAGCGCACCUACGAGCGAGCCAACCGCUAUGCCAGCCAGCAGAAAGCGGCGGCAGCAGUGGCUGGGGCGCACAGGACUAACUCGGGCGUGGAGGAGGCAUCCUCAUUUGCACAGAACUGUUUCAGCAGCCGGCCCAUCAAGCAGGAGCCUCCAGACCCUCCACCCACCAUCGAGCCCCUUCCCAGUGCAGCGGCCACUCCCGGGACCAGCUUAACACUGCCGGCCAUCCCAGCGCACGGUGCGGCACUGGAGCAACAGUGGAGCCCCUUCAAGGCGCCCCAGGGCACAGCUUCYCCCGAGAGGACUAGCACAGGUGAGGGCUCGUGGAGUGCGCUGGCACCAGGCACAGGUGGGCGGGAGAAGCUGAGCACCUUCGACACUGCCGUGCGCUUGCCGCCACCAGAGAAACAAUGGUCCAGUGUCCUGGCAGGAGAGCCAACGGCGGCGGCGCAUGGCUCAGGCUUGCUGCCGAAACCAUGGAGCCCCUGCAAGCUGGGGGAGACAGCGCUGGCUGGCACAGGCACCCCGAGCCUGCUGGGGUCACUGGGRUUCAAUUCGGCUCUGCCGGGGCUACCCAGCUUCCCUGAGGAGCCGUGGGGCUCCGUGAAGGUGGAGGAGCGUAGGACACCAGCACCAAGCCCGGGGCUGCCGGAGAAGCCGUGGGAGGCAGUGGUGGGUGAAAAGGCAGGGCCCCGCCAGGAGAAGCCAUGGGACCCCUUUGGCCUGGAGGAGGAUCUGCCAGAAAAGGUGGUGAAGGAGGAAGAGGAGGAGGAAGAGGAUGAGGAGGAGGAAGAGGAAGAGGAGUGGUCAGACAGCGAGCACAACUUCCUUGAUGAGAACAUUGGCGGGGUGGCCGUGGCACCUGCCCAUGGCUCCAUCCUCAUCGAGUGUGCUCGCCGUGAGCUCCAUGCCACCACCCCGCUGAAGAAGCCCAACCGCUGCCACCCCACCCGCAUCUCCCUCGUCUUCUACCAACAUAAGAACUUGAACCAGCCCAACCAUGGCCUGGCGCUUUGGGAGGCCAAGAUGAAGCAGCUGGCGGAGCGGGCUCGUGCCCGGCAGGAAGAGGCAGCACGUCUGGGGCUGCCGCCAGAUGCCAAAGCCUUCGCCAAGAAGCGCAAGUGGGGYGGUGCAUUGGUGACCGAGGCACCCAGCAAGGAGAGAAGGGACUUGGUCCCCACGCGGCAGGCAGUGGCCAUCCCCACCAACUCUGCCAUCACUGUGUCCUCCUACGCCUACACCAAGGUGACGGGCCCCUACAGCCGCUGGAUCUGAGACGGAGGCAACCGCYGUGGCCCCAUCUUACCUCAACCCUCGGCAGCGCCAGAGCCUGGCGUUGCUUCGUGGUGCUUUCUCCUCAGACAUGGAGGAGAAGAAAACAAAAGUAAAUAGAAAAAAAUGAAGUGAAACACAACAACCGUGAAAAAUCCAACCCAUAGGAAACAAACCCAACAUGCACGCUUGGGAACAGCAGAGCCAGUGCAGGCUCAUGCUGUCAGAGAGCUGUGCCCCGCAAGGAGUUGGCAAACCAAGCAAAACUUGGUUAAAAAACUCAAGAGGAAUGAUGCUGUUUGUUGGUUUUAGGUAAUCUCAUAUUURUAUCUCCAUGUUUUUUAAUCUAGCCUUGGAUGAAUUUCCAAGCRUCCUUUCUCAAGGAGAGGUUUUUAAUUCCACUUUAAAAUGCCCAUUUGUUGGAUUUUAUUUUAUUUUUUACUCCGAUGACAACAACGAAGCUGAUCUUCGAAAGAGAAGCCAACAUGGAAAAAACACCCUAAUCACGAUUCCAAACAAACCUGAACACCAAACCAGCUUGAAGGCAAGAGGCGACUCCCUCCAGCUCUGAUGCUUGGGAGCUGGUGGGACCAUAUGCUUUACUGUCACCUGGACAUGCUGAACAUCCAAUUAUUUUUAUUCCAAUACCAGUUUUGCAGCUCGAGGAGUCCUUUCUUACAGCAAUGGGAGCCCGCGAGUGAGUGUAUUGUCCCGGGAUGGCACAUCUUCGCUCAGCUCCUUGCCUAUGGCGGGAUUGUUCUGCCGUGAUGGAGCAAGCCGGCGUCUUUCCUGGUGCCGGAGACCUCAGGACAUGUCCGGGCUGGGGAAUGCCACUGCCAGGGGGCCGUGCUCGGGCUCAGACUUGGGGCUCUUUUGCCAAUAGCCCCAGGGCAAGUGGUGGUGGCAGCAUCUCCAAAGGAGCCAACAGGACAAAAACAGAAAAAAAAAACCCGAAAAACAGGAAAAAGAACACAAACCAACCCCAAACUGUGAAUAGCAAGUGUUGCUCUCUGUACAUCACUGUUGCUAAAGUCUGGUGCUUUCUGUCUCCGGGGGACUUUCUCCGUGCAAUCGGCUCUGGGAAGAGCGAAUCCUAAGACUUGGCUGGCCAAAACCCCGCCAGUCCGCCUUCCCUGCUGGUGCGGGCGAGCCGUGGCCAGCGCCACCAGGGCUCGGUGCUCUUUUCUCUCCCUGGGUGCCAUCCCUUCUUCCUACGGAUCACCGUUCUUCCCACAAAAAGAAAAACAAAACAAACCCAACCCAACCAAUAAUCCAGCGAUGACAACAACUGCAUGGUGCUUUUUGAACUCUCAGUUGAGACUACCUGCCCGACACCGGAGCUGCGCCGGGACAGACAGUGGGUGGCUGAGCUGCCCUGCGGCUCACCGGGAGUGCGACGUGGCCGGAGCCGGGGGUCAGUGCCCCCGGGGGUCGUUGCUUUUGCACUUUGAGGUGCCUUUUGGAGAGCCAGCGAGGCAGCGCCAACGCCGUCACCGUGCAGGAUCACCUCGUGUUUACUGUCACCCUCCUUCCUUGUGCACGGGCACAGAUCAGCAGGAUCUUGGUAAAACAGCCUGAACAUUUACCUGGUCUGAUUUUAAACCUGUAAAUAGGGAAAGAAUUUUUUAAAAGCACUUUCACCUAGAUUUAAAAAUGAAAGCGAAACUUAGAAAGCAAACAACUCCCCUCCUUCCUCUUCCCCUACCCCCCAACUUGAAGCAGUAUGUUUUAAACAAGAUUAUCGUGGGAGAACUGUAAAUACUGGCAGAAUAUUUAACAUGCUUUGUCCGUCCUUCAUCAUUAAUGAAUUUUUUUUUUGUUUGUUUUUUAAUCGUAAUCUGUAAAGUCGCAUAUAUUUGACAAGGAAACUCAAUGAGCUAUUCCCGCUUUUCUUAUAAAUACCCAAUAGCAUAUCAGGAUUGUAAGAGUCGACAGCAAGUCAGAUUUUAGGGAUGCCCGUGGGCGAUGCCGGGGACCCGCCGUGUUGCUGUGGUUCAGAGCGCGGAGAAGGGACCCGGCUGAUCYGGGGCCGGAUUCGGGUGCCGGCCCCAUCGGUGUCGUCUGGGGUUUCUGGCUGGCGUGACGGGGGUGCCUUGGAGCUUUGCCCAGCGGGGCAAGCGUCGGGAGGAGAAGGAGUGUUAGGAGAAGGCAAUGGUCCAUGUAACCUGUCUAAGUCCUGCUUCCUCUGAGGUUUCUCGGUGCAGGGAGGGGUCAGUCCAGCGCGGCGUUGGCUCCAGCGGGUUCAGCCCGGGAGAGUGGGGAGCUGCUGGCGCCGUGGGUUGGGGAGCAAGAACUGCUGCAGUCUCACGUUUUUACACUACAUUACGUCUAACCUACCUCAACUCUCAGUCAUUACAAAUUCGCAUGCUUCAGACUUCUACACAAACUCGAAAUCUAUGCACAGCUCUUUACCCCUUGCUGCUGAGAGGCUGUUUCCAAGCAAAAUCUUUUCCUUUACCCAUCCCGGCGGCCGUGCUUGUCCCGCCUGCACCGAAGCCACAGGGGUCACAGAGCUCGGGUUAGGGAUGUUUUUAAUUGCUUUGAAGUGGGAUGUGGGGACCUGAUUUUGCAGCAGGUCAUGGCCACAAUGGUGCUAGAACAACACCUGUGAUAGAAACCCUAGGGAGGGCUUGGUGCAGGGAGCACCGACCAGCUCCUUUAUCCUGCUUUGGUUUUUCUGGCCAUGAUGCUUUGCCUCAGGCAGGAAAUGGGGGAUGCAAUUUAGGUCCCCCCAUCUCGAUGCUCUCGGGAUGAGGCAUGGGAAGGAGAAGGAAACCAGAAUCCUUGAGGUGCCUCAAUUGCUGAUUUUUCCUUUUAAUACUGAAGUACGCUUUGUGGGCUCUAUAAGGCAUAUUUUUAUUAAAUGAAAUCUUGUAAUACAAACGGUGCUAUGGUGUUUUAACUAACUGUAUCAUGCUUCUGCCUGAUUCCAUCUCGCCGAGGUGCUACUAAUGUAUAUAUGAAACUAAGGAACCAAGAUAAAAAAAAAAUUAAGCAAUGUCGUUGAGAAGGAAGUUUAUUUUUCAGGAGCGACAGCUCGAGGCGUUCUGKUAGCCAGUUGGGUUUAUGCAAACUGAAAGAGGUGCCAUGUCCAAGGUGUCUCACUAACCAGGGUCAUGGUGGAGCCGUCCCCUGUGGAUCCAGGCACAGGUGUGGUGCUGGGAUGAGGUGCUCACAGGUGGCAUCGGGGCACAGGGCUCAGCCAGGUGCAUGAUUUCAGUGCUCAGCUGGAGUGCUUGGACAGGCUCGGGCAGGUGCGUGUUCUCGGUGCUCGGACGCAGUGCUUGCACAGGGUGCUCAGAUGUGGCGCGUGGACACAGUGCUCAGAUAUGGUGCUUGGCCACACAUCGUGGAUGUGGUAUUUUGGUGCUCGGUCUUGGUGCUUGGGCACAGUGCUUGGUCACACGUUGUGGACAUGGUGCUUGGACUUGGUGCUCAGGUGCAAUGCUCAGCCUCACAUCAUGGACAUGGUGCUUGGACAUGGUGCUCGGCCGCAGGUCAUGGACGUAGUGCUUGGAUGUAGUGCUCAGACAUGGUGCUCAGUCACACAUUGUGGGUGUGAUGCUCAGACAUGGUCCUCAGGCACGGUGCUCGGCCACACACUGUGGACACGGUGCUCAGACAUGGUGUGUGAACACGGUGCUUGGACAUGGUGCUCAGCUGUGGUGCUCAGCGUGGUGCUUGGACACAAUGCUCAGCAACAAUGCUCAGACAUGGUUAUGGACAUGGUGCUUGGUUCCAGUGCUUGGCCACACAUGGUGGACGUGGUGCUCAGAUGUGGUGUGUGAGCAUGGUGCUCAGACAUGGUGCUCAACUGCGUUGCUUGGACAUGGUGCUUGGAUACGCAUCAAGGACGUGGUGCUCGACCAUGGUGCUCUUACAUGGUGCAUGGACAUGGUGAGCUGGUGCUUAGACUUGAUGUGUUGACACAGUGCUCAGCCAGGGUGUGUGGACAUGGUGCUCUACUGCAGUGCUCAGACAUGGUGCAUGGACAUUGUGCUCGGGCAGGAUGCUCAGCCAUGCAUUGUGGACGUGGUGCUCAGACGUGAUGUGUGGACAUGGGUGCUCUGCUUGGUGCUUGGACUCGGUGCAUGGACUCGAUGCUUGGCCAUGUGUCAUGAACAAYGGUGCUUGAGCAUGGUGUUCUGCUGUGGUGCUUGGACAUGGUUCAUGGAUGUGGUGCUCAGCCAUGAUAUGAUUGACCACGUACUGUGGACAUGGUGCUUGAGCAUGGUGCUCAAUGGUGGUGCUCGGGCACAAUGCAUGGACACAGCACUUGGCCACACACCAUGGGCACAGUGCAUGGACACAGUGCUUGACCAUGRUCUGUGAACAUGGUGCUCGGCUGCAGUGCUCGGCCGCAGUGUGUGGACAUGGUGCUGAACUGAGGUGUGUAGACACAGUGCUUGGCUGUGGUGCUCAGCCAUGGCACGUGGACACGGUGCUGAACCGGGACGUGUGAGAGCAGCGCUGGCAGGUGGCACAUGGGCACGGUGCCUGGGCAGGGUGCUCAGCCCGGGACUGUUGUACACACGUGGUGCACGCACACCGUGUGUGGGUCCCAUGUGUGGGUGUAGUGCUCAGACCUGGUGUGCAGACACAGUCCUCAUUCAUUAACUUAUGCUUGACUAGGAGCAUGGGCCCAGAGAGGAUGCUUGGGCAGAGAGCAUGGAUACGGUGGUUGAACAUGGAGCAUGGACACAGUGGUUGCCCUCUGUGCUGGUGCUGGUUCACCGUGACCCCGCAGCACAGACUCCUGGCGCCACCCGGCUGGGCUCAGUCCCAGCAGUUCCCUGCAGCACCAACCCAGCGCCCCUGGUGCUCAGCAUUGCUCUCAGCCCCACACCAGCCCCUGGUGCCUGGCACCGUGCUCUCGGUGCUCAGCCCUGUGUCCAGCAUUGUGUCCAGCACUGUGCUCCCAGUGCUCAGCCCCGUGUCCAGCCAUGUCCAGCAUUGUGUCCAGCACUGUGCUCCCGGUGCUCAGCCCCGUGUCCAGCCAUGUCCAGCAUUGUGUCCAGCACUGUGCUCCCGGUGCUCAGCACCCAUGUCCAGCACCGCAUCCAGCCUCAUGUCCAGCCCUGUGUCCAGCCCGUGUCCAGCCUCUCACUCUCCGGGCUCAGCUCCGCGCUUCCGCAGCUCCUCGUGCUCAUCCCCUCCCUGCCUCACGGCUGUCUCCCCGCCCAUCCUGCUUCUGCCCGAUUCUUUCUUUACCCCCCCCUUUUUUUUUUUCCGUUUAUUUUGGGUUUAUUGGUGCUACUUUCUUCCCCUUGGGCAGCAAUCCCCCCGCGCCUCCCCCCCCAGGCAAAUACCUCAGCCCCCCCCAGCCCCCGUGAGCGAAUCCGGGGUGAAGCUUUUCCGAAAUCAGGGAUCCUUCUGCAGCGGUGUUUCUUCCUUAGUUUUUCCCUCUUAGUUUUUGCCCUCCUCUUCUUCCCUUUCUGCCCGGGUUUUUCCUCAUUUCUCUGCAUCCUUCAGGGAUUACAAACUGCCGGAAUUUCAACCUCGUUUUGAUUCCGGGAGCGAGGAGUUUUUUGGCUGGUGGGAAUUUUUUUUUUUGCACCGCGGCGCAAAGGAAAAAGAGGUGGUAAUUCCAAAUUUAAAACCAAGCGCCGUUUCUUCUCGGAUUCCGGAAUUCGGUCGGAGGCGGGGCGGCUAUUUUGGCGUUUUUUUUGGAUAAUCGAGAUGGGGAGGUGGGACAGCGGCAGGUGGAGUGGGGAGACACCGCAGGGGUGUCCCGGCGACUCCGAAAAAUUCACACUUGAAGAUUUCUUGGUUGGCUCGGGACUGUGGUUACUUGAAAUGAAGUUUUUUUCCGGGGCAGAUCGAGGACCGGUAGAUUUUUUCCCCAUGUCUCAAGGCAAUAGGAUUAAUGUGUAUUAAACUGUAGAUACUUCUAGGACAGUAAAUUUAUGCUGAUAAUUUUAUUUUGUAUAAUUUUCCCAGUUUCUUUUCCCCCUCUUUGUGUUGUUUUUUCCCCUUAACCUUUUCUUUUUCCCUUUCCCCCAGUGUUUUGGUAAAUUUAUUUUUUAGGAUGCCUAAAAAUUGCAAGUAUGGAUCCUUCCCCUCUCCCCUGUUCUUGUUGGGUUGUGUUUUUGUUUUUUCUUUUUUUUU